Messenger RNA from Penaeus indicus, 3233 nucleotides. RefSeq lists its product as uncharacterized. The coding region runs from base 273 to 2597 and encodes 774 amino acids. The transcript is spliced from 11 exons. The record is from RefSeq and is a predicted model, not a curated record. Gene Ontology annotation, cellular component: nucleus; aryl hydrocarbon receptor complex. Gene Ontology annotation, biological process: regulation of transcription by RNA polymerase II; xenobiotic metabolic process; response to xenobiotic stimulus. NCBI's taxonomy places the organism in Eukaryota, Metazoa, Arthropoda, Malacostraca, Decapoda, Penaeidae. Gene Ontology annotation, molecular function: nuclear receptor activity; protein dimerization activity; transcription cis-regulatory region binding.
UGCGGCGCUGUGGUUUGUGGCACUCGGAUGCAACGUGUUCGUGGCAUGUGCAGUGUUUGGCAGCCAGUGGUCGUCUCUGUGAAUCUUAGCUAGUCGAUCGUAUGUCCUGUGUGUCGGGCAUUAUUGUUAUUAUCAUUAUUAAUACGUGUUGGUGUGGGCCUUUGUGGAAGGGGUAGUGUGAAGUGUUUGGGCGGUGUGACACUCAACAGUGCCAAGUGUCGCCGCGCCCUGCCUUGCCCUCUCACUCAACCCAGGAUGCUGCUUGAGCCAUUAUGCUGAGUCAACAAAGCACACCAACCGCCAACAUGAACGCCCUGGGGACUGUGUACGCGACCAAACGCCGCCGACGCAACGGGAAAAGUAUAAAGCCACAGCCCAAAGACGGACAGACGAAAAGCAAUCCUUCGAAACGGCACAGAGAGCGGCUAAACGCUGAACUCGACACCCUAGCCAGCCUCUUGCCUUUCGAACAAAAUAUACUGUCCAAGCUCGACAGACUAUCCAUCCUUCGCCUCUCCGUGUCGUAUCUGCGGACGAAGAGCUACUUUCAAAUCAUGACGCAGGGCGGCGGCGAGAAGCAGGAGGGCGACCACCACCCCGCGAGACACCGAGACCUCAUCACCUACGACCACCACGUCCUCGAUGGGGAGAUGUUCCUACAGGCAUUAAAUGGUUUCUUAGUUAUACUAGACUGUGAAGGAGAAGUAUUUUUCGCAACACACAACAUUGAAAGUUAUUUAGGAUUUCAUCAGAGCGACAUCGUCCACCAGAGCGUGUACGAGCUGGUCCACUCUGAGGACAGAGAGGAGCUCCAGCGCCAGCUCAUGUGGAACUCUCACCUCCUGCCCGACCAAGCCCAGCUCACCCUGCAGGAGGCGCUGCAGGCAGACCAGACGCCCCUCGAGAGGAACUUCACCGUUAGAUUCAGAUGCCUUUUAGAUAACACUUCAGGGUUUUUAAGGCUGGACGUGCGAGGGCGAAUCAAGGUGCUUCACGGGCAGAACCGCAAGACCGAGGACCCGCCCCUGGCUCUCUUCGCCGUCUGCACGCCCUUCGGCCCGCCCUCGCUCCUCGAACUCCCGCAGAAGGAAGUGAUGUACAAGUCGAAACACAAACUAGAUCUUGCCCUCGUCUCGAUGGACCAGAAGGGGAAGAUGCUCCUCGGUUACAGUGACCUCGAACUAGCCAAUAAGGGCGGUUAUGACCUCGUUCACUACGAUGACCUCGCCUAUGUAGCCUCAGCGCAUCAGGAACUUCUGAAGACGGGCGCCUCGGGCAUGAUCGCCUACCGCCUCCAGACCCGCGACGGCGCCUGGCAGUGGCUCCAGACGUCCUCACGCCUCGUUUACAAAAAUUCCAAACCCGAUUUUAUCAUUUGCACGCACAGACCCCUCAUGGAGGAGGAGGGGCGCGACCUGCUGGGCAAGCGGACUAUGGAUUUCAAGGUGUCGUACCUGGACCCCGGCCUCACGCAGUCCUACCUCUGCGACUCCGAGCUGCCGCAGCUCUAUGCCUCCCGCAUGAGCCGCAAGUACAAGACGCAGCUGCGGGACUUCCUGACCACGUGCCGCUCCAAGAGGAGCUACACCAACCUCACCGACACGGCCUACAACAACUACAACAACGUGUACGGCGCCUCGGCCUACUCGGCGGACAACGGCCUGUACAUGCAGCAGAACUUGGGCAACCUGCAGUCGCUGUACCCCGCCAGCUACCUGCCCGCCGACAACCUGUUCCACUACCGCCAGCUGGGCACGUACUACCCCGAGUACAUGACGCACGGCUACGUGAGCAACGGCUACGUGGACCCGACGCGCUCGUGCCUCAGCUACGACACGACGGGGCUGGCCAAGACGGCCGACCAGAAGCUGUACUGCGCCUCGCAGCUCGACGCCUCCAAGUACCAGUACAAGCCGGCCGAUGCGUACUCGGCGGUCUACGGCAGCAACACGGUCCUGCCGUCGCUCGAGCACAAGUACAGCGACAUCCGCACGACGGACGCGCGGCGGGACGACCCGUCGGCGCUGGCGUCGCUGGGGGCGCUGGCGGGCACGCCGGGCACCACGACGCCCGUGGCCGUCAGCUCCGUGUCCACCACGGCCACGGCGGCCAACAAGGACGAGCCCAAGGACGGCGACGCGUACCCCAACAGCACGCGCCAGACCGUGCUCAUGUGGGGCUCGGCCGCCCACGAGUACGACAAGAAGUUCCCGGAGGCGCCGGCUACGUCGGCGGCGUCGCUGGAGCAGAGCCCGGGCCUCGGCAGCGUCGCCUGCAAGUGGGGUGCCUCCACGCCCGCGUCCACGCCCGGCGCGGGAAGCAGCGCCGGCGGCUCGCCCCACGGCGGCGGCGAGGGCGCGUCACCGCACGGUCGGCCGCCUCCCGCCGCCCACUCCGUCGCUACCUCUGCCGCCCACGUCGGCGCCGGCCCUGUGGCGCCCGCGGGUAAGGCUGCGUACGGCUACAGUGAGGGCGGCGAGGUAUGGCACCAUCAGUACUAUCCUUACCACCCGUAUCACACCUCGCACACCAUGGCGGAUCCCAGCUAUCCACAGAUCAGCAGGAACCCAAUCCUUUGCUGUCCAUCUCUGAGGUAACGAACACACUCCUCAACCACCAGGAUUAGACGAGGUGGUCAACUCUAAGCAGGGAUAAAGACGAGGAGGCCAGCGCCGCGGCUGCCUCCGCCAUCCGGGGCAGUCCUGAGGUGACUCCGGAGUCGCCAAUCCUCGCCUAAUUCCUGAUCCCGAAUCCGACAAAAGCUCAUCACUUCGAGGGACGAAUCCACGAAGAACUAGCUCAGCCAAGUUGUCACUGCAAGUGAAGGAGGGAGUGCUUGCGUUGAAAGGAAAAGACGAAAGAAAUGUAAAGGGAGAUGCAGAGUGAGAAGAUAAAGGAAUAAAGGGGAAAAAAAGUGGAAAGAGAGGGGGGGAAAUGGAAAGAGAGAUAGUGAAAGAAAGAGAUGAAAAGUGAAAAUGUACAAUAGAAGAGACAGUUUUCUUGUAGAGAAUAUUUCUUGUUUCAAAUGGAAUAACUCGAUGCUAUUCAAAAAUCGAUGAAAAAUAUCUCCUUCAGUUCAGGAUGAAAAAUAUUUGCAUAUAAGUUUUUUCCCAUUGUAUUUUCUCAUGGAAAUAUUUACGCGUGAAGUACUAUUGGCUUUCAAGUUUUCAAAGUGACGAUUAAGAUCUUGAUUAUUAUUAGAAAGAUAAAAGCUGCUUUUUCAUUUCUUUACU